AUUCAUUAACCUAAAAAGAAAUGGAACUGACGCUAACAAUCUCAAAAUAACGGCAGUUCCAAUUCGAAACAGUACGCUUAAACACGCCUACUUGUGGAGAAUCGGGUAGCUGAUUGGCUAGAAGAAGUGUCACUCAAGUAAACGGUUUCGCGUUUGUUGAUGCUGCUGUAGUUCCUGUUGCAGAGCUGCAUCUACUGUGAGCUGGGCGGUUUCUAAACGGAAGGUUUCCGUACUGCUUCUUCUGGAUGUCCAAACACAAACUCUUCCUUCUCCGCCAUGGGGAGGGCACCUGGAACAAAGAGAACCGCUUCUGCAGCUGGGUUGAUCAGAAACUGAGCGAGAACGGGGUGGUGGAAGCCCAAGAAUGCGGCAGGCUCCUGAAAGAGCAGGGCUACCAAUUCGACCAGGUUUUUACCUCCAUACUGAGUCGUUCCAUCCAGACGGCCUGGUUGGUGCUGGAGGCCAUGGGACAAGAGUGGGUCCCAGUCACCAAAUCCUGGAGGUUAAACGAGAGGCAUUACGGUGCCCUGAUCGGCCUCAAUCGGGCUGAGAUGGCGUUGAACCAUGGCGAGGAACAGGUUAAACUGUGGAGGCGUAGCUAUGACAUCACGCCACCCCCCAUUGAGGAGACACAUCCCUUUUAUGCUGAAAUUUACAAUGACCGUCGAUAUAGUACGUGCGAUGUUCCGCAAGAGGAACUGCCCAAAACAGAAAGUUUAAAGGAAGUGUUAGACAGACUUCUUCCUUACUGGAAUGAUGUCAUCGUACCGGUGAUCAAGAGCGGCCAAACAGUCCUCAUCUCUGCACAUGGCAACAGCUGCAGGGCUUUGCUUAAACAUUUGGAAGAUAUAUCAGAAAGGGAAAUUGUGAAUGUGACGCUGCCCACAGGAGUACCAGUCUUGCUGGAGCUGGACGAAGAUCUUCGACCGGUCAAGCCCCGUCAGCUUCUGGGUGACCAGGCUAAAAUCCAGGCAGCCAUCAAAAAGGUGGAGGAUCAAGGGAAGGUUAAUGCGCAAAAUAAAUAAGGACAUACUGUUGGGUGUGUCUGAGGUAGACCAGUUUCUGUUUUUAGUGGAAUUUUAGAAAUCAUGAAUAGUUAUCUAAGUCAAUAUUUUGAAUUCAAGCACUUGUUACUGAUCCAAAAUGCAGACUUGGCACAUACUGUGUAUAUUUUGUCAUAGCAAGAGGUCUGUAGACCAAACAAUGAAAUAUAUAUUGAUAUAACCUUAUUUAAAAUGAUCCUUUAAUAACGUGUUGUUAUUUUUUUGUUAGCUUGUUUAUUUUUCAAUGCAUUUUAGGCCACAGAAAACCAGUGGUGCCUUCCUUUGGGUAAAAAAUAGCAUCCAUCAGUUGUUUUCUAAUAGAAUUUCUUAUUAAAUGUCAACACAUGCUUAUAAACCAUUUCUGUAGGCUACUUAAAAACUAUAUACUGUGCACUACCAAUCAAGUGUUUGAGGUCAGUACAUCAGUCAAUUAAACUCACCAAAGGUGCAUUUAUUUGAUCCAAAAUACUGUAAAAUCAAUAAUAUUGUGAAUUGUUUAAUAUAUUUUAAAAUGUAAUUUCAGUCUCACCUGAUCCUUUAGAAACCAUUCUAAUAAUCUGAUU
Molecule: messenger RNA, 1606 nt
Organism: Cyprinus carpio (common carp)
Lineage: Eukaryota; Metazoa; Chordata; Actinopteri; Cypriniformes; Cyprinidae
Product: bisphosphoglycerate mutase-like
Biological process (GO): glycolytic process
Molecular function (GO): intramolecular phosphotransferase activity
Source: RefSeq, a predicted model, not a curated record